AUGGCCGUCGCCCAGAGAGCAGCUGAGCUGCUAUCCUCUUUCCCCGAGACUUCCGUCUACCGAUGGUCAUGCGAUGACACCUCGCGUCGCUUCGCCGUAGAAAACCCAGCAACGGGAAAGACCAUCACAACCAUCCAAGCCGGCAACGUGGAAACGACCAAUGCCGCCAUCGAGGCAUCCCAGGCAGCUUUUGUCAACUGGAAAUCACGCGCACCGCAAGACCGAUGUAGCUUCCUCCUGCGCGCAUCCGACGAGGUUCAGAAGAAUGCCCAGGAGCUGGCCCUCCUGCUGUGCCUCGAGAACGGAAAGCCAUUCAAAGAUGCGAUUAUCGACGUUUUCUUCUUGAUUCAAGUCUUCAAAUAUUUUGGGUCAAUUGCCGAUAAAUUGCCGUCGGAAUUUUUCGAUCAGGGCAAUGUCUACUCCACCAUCAUCUACGAGCCGCUGGGUGUAUGCGCUGGCAUCAUUCCGUUCAAUUGGCCUCCCAUCCACGUUGGUGGAAAGCUGGCACCAUGUUUGGCCGCGGGAAAUACGAUGAUUCUGAAGCCAGGUGAACAAGCUCCUCUGACUGCCAUUCGCAUCGUGGAAAUCUUGCAGACCAUUUUCCCACCGGACGUGGUUCAAGUCGUCCCAGGAUUGGGACCAGACGUACCCCAGGCCUUGGUCAACCACCCGCUCGUGAAGAUGGUUUCCUUCACAGGUUCUUCACCUGUUGGAGCAAAAGUCGCAUCGGCUGCGGGGUCAUCUCUGACGGCCACUGCGCUCGAGUUGGGUGGCAAGAACGCCUUUGUUGUGUUUGAUGACGCGAAUCUCGAUACAGUGGUACGUGACGCUGUUGAGGGCGCAUAUUUCAACAAGGGUGAGGCCUGCACAGCCUCUUCCCGCAUUCUUGUUCACCGGAGCCUCUACCAGCCCUUCGUCGACAAGAUGACUGCCGCCGUAUCGAAACUGCAAGCGGGAAAUGGUCUUGACGACGCAACCCACGUUGGUCCAGUGGUCUCACAAGAGCGAAAGCAGCAGAUUUUGGCCGCCAUUGAUCUUGCUAAAAGCCAGGGAGCCCGUCUGGCUGCUCAAGGCAUCGUUUCCACUGACGCUGAAAUCGCCGAUGGCUUCUUCGUUCCGCCUACUCUAUUCGCAGACGUGACGCCCGAGAUGGCCGUCGCCGUAGAGGAGAUUUUUGGCCCGGUCGCAUGUGUCAGUGCGUUUGAUACCGAAGACGAGGCCGUAGAGAUUGUCAAUGCCUCCCGGUAUGGUCUCUUCGCGGGUGUUUACUCGACAGAGUUUAGUCGUGCUAUGCGGGUCGCUCGACGCGUGGAAGCUGGUGUGGUCUUGGUCAACAACUACUUCCGUGGUGUUCUGGGGACACCAUUUGGAGGCGUGAAAGAUAGUGGACAUGGCCGAGAGCACUGGAUUGGAACGCUACGGGAAUGGAGCCAGAUUAAGAACAUCCGCUAUCCAAGUGGCUUAGGGGCCCCGUUGCCCCAGUGGAGGGCCAUUCCCGAGAUUUUCCAGUAG
Messenger RNA from Penicillium subrubescens, 1512 nucleotides. RefSeq names its product aldehyde dehydrogenase family protein. NCBI's taxonomy places the organism in Eukaryota, Fungi, Ascomycota, Eurotiomycetes, Eurotiales, Aspergillaceae. The transcript has a single exon. Bases 1 to 1512 code for a protein of 503 amino acids. The record is from RefSeq and is a predicted model, not a curated record. Gene Ontology annotation, molecular function: aldehyde dehydrogenase (NAD+) activity.